AUGUACAGGGUUCCACGCCCUCUGUGGUUUCUGGCAUCCGCCGGGAUCUUGCAGGACAUCAGCUGCCGGGGAGGAGGACCCCGUGAUGGAGUUUUAACAUUGAAUGCGGAGAACACUAAUUAUGCCUAUCAAGUUCCAAACUUCCAUAAGUGUGAAAUCUGUCUGCUAUCUUUUCCAAAAGAGUCCCAGUUUCAACGCCACAUGAGGGAUCACGAGCGAAAUGACAAGCCACAUCGAUGUGACCAGUGCCCCCAAACAUUUAAUGUUGAAUUCAACCUGACACUUCAUAAAUGCACCCACAAUGGGGAAGACCCUACCUGUCCUGUGUGUAACAAGAAGUUCUCCAGAGUGGCUAGUCUCAAAGCGCAUAUUAUGCUGCAUGAAAAGGAAGAGAACCUCAUCUGCUCGGAGUGUGGGGAUGAGUUCACCCUGCAGAGCCAGCUGGCCAUCCACAUGGAGGAGCACCGCCAGGAGCUGGCCGGGAGCCGCGUGCACACCUGUAAGGCCUGUAGGAAGGAGUUUGAGACGUCAUCACAGCUGAAGGAGCACAUGAAGACUCAUUAUAAAAUUAGGGUGUCAAGUACAAGGUCGUACAAUCGGAACAUCGACAGGAGUGGAUUCACGUACUCGUGCCCACACUGUGGAAAGACGUUUCAAAAGCCAAGUCAGUUAACUCGGCAUAUUAGGAUACACACAGGUGAAAGGCCGUUUAAAUGCAGUGAAUGCGGGAAGGCUUUCAACCAGAAGGGGGCGUUGCAGACGCACAUGAUCAAGCACACAGGUGAAAAACCCCACGCCUGUGCCUUCUGUCCUGCCGCCUUUUCUCAGAAAGGGAAUCUGCAGUCACACGUGCAGAGAGUUCACUCGGAGGUCAAGAAUGGCCCUACCUAUAAUUGUACAGAAUGUAGUUGUGUAUUUAAAAGUUUGGGUAGCUUGAACACUCAUAUCAGCAAGAUGCAUAUGGGUGGACCACAGAAUCCAGCAAGUUCUGCAGAGACGGCGCAUGUGUUAACGGCCACACUGUUUCAGACGUUACCUCUCCAGCAGACGGAAGUCCACGUCACGUCCGCGUCGAGUCAGCAGAAUUCCCAGGCGGUGACCGAUGUCAUCCAGCAGCUCCUGGAGCUGUCCGAGCCGGGGCCGGCUGAGUCCAGCCAGCCCCCUCAGCCCGGCCAGCAGCUCAGCAUCACAGUGGGCAUCAACCAGGACAUUUUACAGCAAGCCUUAGAAAACAGUGGGCUGUCUUCAAUUCCAGCUGCAGCGCACGCUCACGACCCCAGCCACGCCAGGACGCCCUCCGCGCAGGGGCCCACCGCGGACACGCCUCACGCCUCAAGUGAGCCGCCCCCCCCCGCCGAUGCAGAGCCAGAAAAAGAACAAGAAAGCCCAGAGAAGUUGGAUAAAAAAGAAAAAAAAAUUCUAAAGAAGAAAUCGCCAUUUCUCCCUGGUUCGAUCCGCGAGGAGAACGGUGUCCGGUGGCACGUGUGUCCCUACUGCACCAAGGAGUUCCGGAAGCCGAGUGACCUGGUGCGCCACAUCCGCAUUCACACCCACGAGAAGCCCUUCAAGUGUCCGCAGUGUUUCCGGGCCUUUGCCGUAAAGAGCACCCUGACCGCGCACAUCAAGACCCACACGGGCAUCAAGGCAUUCAAGUGCCAGUACUGCAUGAAGAGCUUCUCCACAUCGGGGAGCCUCAAAGUGCACAUCCGCCUGCACACAGGAGUCAGACCUUUUGCUUGUCCUCACUGUGACAAAAAGUUUCGGACCUCAGGCCACAGGAAGACUCACAUUGCUUCUCACUUUAAACACACGGAGCUAAGGAAGAUGAGGCACCAGCGUAAACCGGCGAAGGUUCGAGUCGGCAAGACGAACGUUCCGGUCCCUGACAUUCCUUUGCAAGAGCCGAUUCUCAUAACUGACGUAGGUCUUAUCCAGCCCAUUCCAAGAAACCAGUUUUUUCAAAGUUAUUUUAAUAACAAUUUUGUAAACGAAGCAGACAGACCGUACAAGUGUUUUUACUGUCAUCGUGCAUAUAAAAAGUCUUGCCACCUUAAACAGCACAUCAGAUCACAUACAGGUGAAAAGCCUUUUAAAUGUUCUCAGUGUGGAAGAGGCUUUGUUUCUGCGGGAGUGCUCAAAGCACACGUCCGCACGCACACUGGAGUCAAGUCUUUCAAGUGUCUGAUAUGUAACGGGGCUUUCACUACUGGCGGUAGCCUACGGCGACACAUGGGUAUCCACAAUGACCUUCGUCCCUAUAUGUGUCCCUAUUGCCAGAAAACGUUUAAGACCUCGCUAAAUUGCAAAAAGCACAUGAAAACCCAUAGGUACGAGCUCGCCCAGCAGCUCCAGCAGCACCAGCAGCAUCAGCCAGCCGCCCCCCUGGACGACGGCACCGGGGACCAGCAGAGCGUGCACGCCCCGACGCACGUGCAGGUGGACAUCGAGAGUGAGGAGCUGCGGCGGGCGGCCGCGGACACCGCCAACCCCGAGGCCAUGCUAGACCUGGAGCCACAGCAGGUCGUGCGCACGGAGGACGCGGGGCUCGGCCAGCCGUUGACACACCAGCCUCUGGAAGCGGACGAAGAUGGGUUCGUGGCCCCGCCGCCCGCCCUGCCAGGGCCCGUGGACCAGUUUGAGGAACGGGCUCCAGCACAGUCCUUUGAGCCGGCUGGCUUGUCGCAGGGCUUCCCCGUGACGGAUCCGUAUGGUCAGCAGACCGCGUUCGCGCCCGUCCAGCAGCUGCAGGACUCGAGCACGCUGGAGUCUCAGGCCCUGUCCGCCAGCUUCCACCAGCAGAGCCUGCUCCCCGUGCCCGGCUCUGACGCCAUGAACGUGACAACUCGUUUGAUCCAAGAGUCGUCCCAAGAAGAACUGGAACUGCAGACCCCACGCCCCGAAUUCCUGGAGGCCGGGGAGGACCAGGGCCGGCGCUCCUACAGGUGUGAGUACUGCAACAAAGGCUUUAAGAAGUCCAGCCACCUGAAGCAGCACGUGCGGUCGCACACUGGGGAGAAGCCCUACAAGUGCAAGCUCUGUGGCCGUGGCUUCGUGUCCUCAGGCGUUCUCAAGUCUCACGAGAAGACCCACACAGGAGUGAAGGCGUUCAGCUGCAGUGUUUGCAACGCUUCGUUCACGACCAACGGCAGCCUCACCAGGCACAUGGCCACGCACAUGGGCAUGAAGCCCUAUAAGUGUCCGUUCUGCGAGCAGGGCUUCCGCACCACAGUCCACUGCAAGAAGCACAUGAAGAGGCACCAGGCGGCCCCCUCUGCCGCGCCAGCCCCGGGGGAGGCGGACGGAGGAGAUAUGUGUGUGGAGGAAGAGGAAGAAAAUCCCGAGAGAAACCCAUCUCGAAAGGCUCGUCCCGAGGUCAUCACCUUCACAGAGGAGGAGACGGCACAACUGGCCAAAAUUCGGCCGCAGGAAAGCGCGACGGUGUCGGAGCAGGUCCUGGUGCAGUCGGCGGCCGAGAAGGACCGCGUCAGCGAGAUGAAGGACAGACAGGCGGAGCUGGAGGCCGAGCCCAAGUUCGCCAACUGCUGCUCCUACUGCCCCAAGAGCUUCAAGAAGCCCAGUGACCUCGUGAGGCACGUGCGAAUCCACACUGGAGAAAAGCCAUAUAAAUGUGAUGAAUGUGGGAAGAGCUUUACUGUUAAAUCGACCCUAGACUGCCACGUGAAGACGCACACAGGUCAGAAGCUCUUCAGCUGUCACGUGUGCAGCAACGCCUUUUCCACAAAGGGGAGCCUGAAGGUGCACAUGCGCUUGCACACGGGAGCGAAGCCCUUCAAGUGUCCGCACUGUGAGCUGCGCUUCCGCACGUCCGGGCGGAGGAAGACGCACAUGCAGUUUCAUUAUAAACCCGACCCGAAGAAAGCCAGGAAGCCCGUGGCCCGAAGCCCGUCGGAGGCGCUGCAGCCCUUAAAUCUGCUCAGCCCGUCAUCCGCCGACCCCAGCGUGUUCGUCAUGAACAACUCUGUCCUGACGGGGCAGUUCGAGCAGAACGUGCUUCCGCAGGGGCUGGUGGGCCAGGCCAUCCUCCCUGCCUCCGUGUCGGCUGGUGGUGACUGGACAGUGUCUUUGACGGACGGGAGCUUGACCAGCCUGGAGGGCAUACAGUUACAGCUGGCUGCUAACUUAGUCGGGCCAAACGUCCAGAUCUCUGGAAUCGAUGCCUCCAGCAUUAACAACAUCACGUUACAGAUUGACCCAAGUAUUUUGCAGCAGACGCUACAGCAGGGCAACUUGCUCAGUCAGCAGCUGCCGGGGGAGCCCGGCCUGGCCUCCCAAAACGGCGCCUUGCAGACACAGGACAGCACGGUCCCGGCCAGUGUCGUCAUCCAGCCCAUCUCAGGCCUGUCCUUACAGCCCACGGUGACGUCUGCCAGUCUGACCGUCGGCCCGCUGUCUGAGCAGGACCCCGUGAUGACCACCAGCAGCGGGACUCAAGACCUCUCUCAGGUGGUGACGUCGCAAGGCCUGGUAUCCACCUCCAGCGGCCCCCACGAGAUCACCCUGACCAUUAACAACUCGAGUCUGAGCCAGGUGUUGGCGCAGGCUGCCGGGCCCGCUGCCGCGUCGUCCUCCGGGUCCCCGCAGGAAAUCACCCUGACCAUCUCUGAACUUAAUGCUACAACUGGAAGCCUGCCUUCGACGACACCCAUGUCUCCGUCGGCCAUAUCUACUCAGAACCUGGUCAUGUCUUCAUCAGGGGCGGGGGGAGAUGCCAGCGUCACGCUGACUCUGGCCGAUACUCAGGGCUUGCUCUCCGGAGGACUGGACACGGUCACACUCAACAUUGCUUCUCAGGGUCAGCAGUUCCCAGCCUUACUCACGGAUCCCUCGCUCUCCGGCCAAGGGGGGGCGGGCUCCCCACAGGUCAUCUUAGUGAGCCACACCCCCCAGCCCUCCUCCACUGCUGGCGAAGACAUCACCUACCAGGUCACUGACGUCUCUGCCGGCCUGGCCCAGGGCGGGCCGCCCGAGAAGGAGGCCCGGCUGCACCAGUGCGUGGAGUGUGGCCGUGGCUUCGCGUCGGCCGCCAUGCUGCUGCAGCACAGCAAGGAGGUACACGGCCGGGAGCGCAUCCACGUGUGUCCCGUGUGCAGGAAGGCCUUCAAGCGCGCCACUCACCUCAAGGAACACAUGCAGACGCACCAGGCCGGCCCUUCCCUCAGCUCCCAGAAGCCCAGAGUGUUCAAGUGUGACACCUGUGAGAAGGCGUUCGCCAAGCCCAGCCAGCUGGAGCGGCACAGCCGUAUCCACACAGGGGAGCGGCCGUUCCACUGCACGCUCUGCGAGAAGGCCUUUAACCAGAAGAGCGCGCUGCAGGUGCACAUGAAGAAGCACACGGGCGAGAGGCCCUACAAGUGUGACUACUGCGUCAUGGGCUUCACCCAGAAGAGUAACAUGAAGCUGCACAUGAAGCGGGCGCACAGCUACGCCGGAAGCGUGCAGGAGCCCGUGGCCCCGCAGGAGCCCGGAGCGGAGGAGCUGAGCCGCACCCUCCAGCUGGAAGACGUGGUGCAGGAGGCCGCGAGCGAGUGGCAGGCCUUGGCCGGUGUGUUCUGA
Messenger RNA from Puma concolor (puma), 5574 nucleotides. The record is from RefSeq and is a predicted model, not a curated record. NCBI's taxonomy places the organism in Eukaryota, Metazoa, Chordata, Mammalia, Carnivora, Felidae.